This is a messenger RNA of Fusarium mangiferae, 348 nucleotides long. RefSeq lists its product as uncharacterized. NCBI's taxonomy places the organism in Eukaryota, Fungi, Ascomycota, Sordariomycetes, Hypocreales, Nectriaceae. The transcript has 2 exons. The record is from RefSeq and is a predicted model, not a curated record. The coding region runs from base 1 to 348 and encodes 115 amino acids.
AUGGUCGCGAUCGGAAUUAGAUAUUACAAACUCCGCAAUUCGGGCAUUGCCUGUAUUAUCUGGCCACAGCUCAGAAAGGAGAGCAACACUGGCGAAACGGUCUGGGACGGAAGGAAGAAGGACGAGUCCAAGUACAGACUGGUUAUCAACACGUCUGUUACAGUAGACCUUUCGACAACAGGCAUAUCUCCUGAAACCAAGUUCUUCUUGUCUGAGAACACGUUUUUCGGUACAGACAUGUGGAACCCAAACCAGGCGUUCUUCUAUGAUCCCAAUUCCAACGUCACUGCUUGUGCAACCAAGUGGGGAGGAGUCCACGAUGGAAGUCUCGACUAUGGGGACUGCUAG